AUGGAAAAAACUGGUCAACAGUUAUCAGGGGGAGAGAGGAAGAGGCUUUCUAUUGCUACAGAGAUUAAUCUGAUUAUCAUGGAUCCACCGAUACUCUUCUGUGAUGAACCAACUUCGGGAAUCGAUUCAUUCAUGGCUCUGAGUGUAAUUUCGGUUCUAAAGUCGUUGAUUUUAGAAGCAAUGUAUCAAUUUUCUUACCUUAAUUGUUAUGUUGAAUUGGGUAAUUUAUUGGCUAUUCUUGGUCCAUCAGGAGCAGAUUAUCAUGGAUCCAUCGAUUCAUUCAUGGCUCUGAGUGUAAUUUCAGUUCUAAAGUCAUUGGCGUCCGAGCAACGAACUAUCAUUUGUACCAUUCAUCAGCCUUCGUCCGAAAUAUUUAAAUUGUUUGAUAAAAUUAUGCUUAUUGCUGAUGGUCGACUUGCAUUUUUUGGUACCUCUGGUCAAGCGAUUGAUUUUUUCUCAUCAAAUGGUCAAGUCUGUCCAUCUAAUUUAAUCCACCCGAUUUUUUUCGUUUAA
This is a messenger RNA of Panonychus citri (citrus red mite), 513 nucleotides long. Its product is annotated as protein white-like. The record is from RefSeq and is a predicted model, not a curated record. Gene Ontology annotation, cellular component: plasma membrane. Bases 1 to 513 code for a protein of 170 amino acids. The transcript has 5 exons. Lineage: Eukaryota; Metazoa; Arthropoda; Arachnida; Trombidiformes; Tetranychidae.